GCGAUACCACAAAUACACGUCAUAUACAUUAUCCGGUUAAUUUACAUAUAACACCGCCCAGAGUGGGGAUGAACAUCAUAAUCCAUUUAUUCUGCGCUGUCUCUGAAGUAGAAGACAAAAAACAGCUGGAAAAGUUUGGGAGAGUGUGUGACGAACAGGGCCAAGUGCUUCGAGAGACAAGAACCGAAGCUUGUUGGGCUCUUUGCCCCAAUUUUGGAUUACGGUAUGGACGCUUUGAAGUCGGCUGGAAGGGCAAUAAUUCGGAGCCCCAGUCUCGCUAAACAGUCAUGGGGUGUAGGCAGACAUAAAAAGCUGCCAGAGAACUGGACAGACACGCGGGAGACCCUGCUGGAGGGCAUGGUGUUCCAGCUCAAGUACCUGGGCGUCACGCUGGUGGAGCAGCCCAAAGGAGAAGAGCUCUCCGCAGCCGCCGUCAAGAGGAUUGUGACCACGGCCAAAGCCAGUGGCAAGAAACUCCAGAAAGUGACAUUAAAAGUGUCCCCUCGAGGAAUCAUCCUCUAUGACUAUGCCUCUAACCAGCUGAUCGAGAACAUAUCCAUUUACAGGAUAUCCUACUGCACAGCAGACAAGAUGCACGACAAAGUGUUUGCCUACAUCGCCCAGAGCCAACAGAAUGAAACCCUGGAGUGUCACGCCUACCUCUGCACCAAGAGGAAAGUGGCCCAGGCAGUGACGUUAACAGUGGCCCAAGCCUUCAGAGUGGCGUUUGAGUUCUGGCAGGCUGCCAAAGAAGACAAGGAGAAGCGUGUGAAGUCUGGGUCGGAUGGGGAAGGAGCUAGUAGUAGCCAGUCGGAGAGCUCGGCCAGCCUGGGCAGUCUGAAGGGAGGAGAAGUGGCCACAGGAAACCUUCUAGACUUGGCAGAGGGGGCGAACAUGGCACUGGUCCACUCGGGGACAAAGGAGAGCGAGCUGGACCCCUUCAUGGUGCGCAACCACUCCACAGAGAACAACAAUACUGUAUGGGAGCUUGAGGAUGGUCUGGAUGAAGCUUUCUCAAGACUCGCUGAGUCUCGCAAUAACCCCCAGGUCCUGGACAUUGGGGUAAACCCUCAGGACUUCAACACCGAAGAGUGCCUGUCCCCAACUAACUGGGACAAAACGGACGCAGACAAUACCGAGAAAGACGAUAUGUUUGGGUUCUAAGGGUGGAGCCACUGCGGACUCGAGGCAUUGAGGAAGGCAGAGAAAGAUGGAGGGAUUUGAGUGAAAGCGGUAGAGGCAGUGACUGGAUGUCUGAAAUAUAGUGCCAUGGAGUUUGUACCUGAUUCUCCCUGAAAGUCCACUCAGUGGCGCCAUCUUGAGGGAUGUGACUGUUUGUGCAUCUAGCUGACCAACCAGGUGAUACCUUCCUGAGCAGAGAGCCUCCAUAACUCAUACCAAAGCAAUGUAACCAUUUGUUUAUUUUAAUUAAAUGUUAAACAUGCAGCCAUCUGGUGUUAAAUUCAACUGUGCAUUAAUUUUUUAUUUUUCUAUUUGCCCACUGUAUAUGUGUCUACUGGUAUGUUUGAACUGUGUGUACACAAUUUUAAGUAUGUAUCUACUGUAUACAUAAGCUGAUAGAGCUAUAUUUUAUGUUGUUUUUUUUGCAUUUGGUGAAGACGCAGUUAAGCAUUUAUAGGCAGAAAAUGUAUAAAACAGGUUAAACCUAUGGUCAGUGUUUGAUGUGGAGUCGGGGCUAAUGCCAUGGUUAUGUUCCCUAUGUUAAUGUACCUGUGGAUGGAGGGGAAACUUCACAGGUGAUGGAUUGAAAGCCACCAGCUGAACUCCAGCCCUGAUGCCAAAUAUAAGAAUAAUGAGUGCGGGUGACUCUUCUGUGCUCUAAUAAUUGGGCAAACAGGCUUGAUCAAAAUUGACUUGCAUAUAUAAUGUGUGAGUUGUGUGUGUAUGGAUUAAUCUUUUAUUCUAUUGCUAGAUCUAUUUUUGCACUCUACUCAUCCCUCUUCAAAGCACAUACUUUCAUGUUGGGGAUUGUUAUAACAUCAAACUCUUACAUAUACCACUGUAAUGUUGUCUAUGACCUUGUUUGUGCUAAUAAAGAUUUGAUAGUUUACUCAUCAGUUUGGGUAUGAGGAUUUGA
Messenger RNA from Oncorhynchus gorbuscha (pink salmon), 2098 nucleotides. RefSeq names its product low density lipoprotein receptor adapter protein 1-B-like. The record is from RefSeq and is a predicted model, not a curated record. Gene Ontology annotation, cellular component: early endosome. NCBI's taxonomy places the organism in Eukaryota, Metazoa, Chordata, Actinopteri, Salmoniformes, Salmonidae.